Molecule: messenger RNA, 1935 nt
Organism: Gigantopelta aegis
Lineage: Eukaryota; Metazoa; Mollusca; Gastropoda; Neomphalida; Peltospiridae
Product: uridine 5'-monophosphate synthase-like
Exons: 11
Coding region: 9-1484 (491 amino acids)
Biological process (GO): 'de novo' UMP biosynthetic process; 'de novo' pyrimidine nucleobase biosynthetic process
Molecular function (GO): orotidine-5'-phosphate decarboxylase activity; orotate phosphoribosyltransferase activity
Source: RefSeq, a predicted model, not a curated record
GAACAAUUAUGGCUGCUUCCAUGACGAACGAGACGAUGUCGAUCGAUCAACUUAUUUUUAAAUUAUUUGAAAUUCAAGCAGUAAAAUUUGGAACUUUUACACUAAAAAGUGGAAUUGAAUCACCAGUUUACUUUGAUCUGCGGGUCAUCAUAUCAUAUCCACGUUUAAUGCUGGGUGUUUCGGAUUUUUUAUGGGACGCAUCGAAGAAUGCAGAUCCCUCAUUCAAGUCUCUGUGUGGAGUUCCUUACACAGCUCUACCUCUAGCCACAUGCAUUUCUGUGAAGCAAAACUUUCCAAUGUUAAUUCGAAGAAAAGAAGCCAAGGAUUAUGGGACAAAGAAAUUAAUCGAGGGUCGUUUUGAGCAAGGAGAGAAGUGUCUGAUUAUUGAGGAUGUUGUCACAAGUGGAACCAGUGUUAUGGAAACAGUGGAUGCACUGAAGAGUGUUGGCGUUGUGGUGACUGAUGCAGUGGUGUUGUUGGACAGAGAACAAGGUGGAGCUGACAGGCUAAGCAGUCAAGGUAUCAAACUACACAGUGUGUGUACACUAACUAAAGUACUGGACAUUCUACAGAAAGCUGACAAACUGAGUGCCGAGAUGGUGAAAAAAGUCCAAACGUUUAUUAGUGAAAAUAAGUUUGAACCAAUCACUGUGAAUAAAAGAGCGGUUUCAGAUGAUACACGUAAUUCCAGUGAAUCCAACAAGAGAAAUAAAAAGUGUUUAAAAUACAGUGAGAGACAAGACCUCUGUUAUAAUGUGAACGGCAAGAAGUUGUUUGCAAUCAUGGAAGCUAAGAAAACAAACUUGGCCUUCUCUGCUGACUUAACUUAUUCUCAGACUCUUCUUGAUAUGGUUGACUGUAUAGGACCUCAUGUCUGUAUGGUAAAAACUCAUGUGGAUAUUCUAGACGACUUUACUCCCCAGUUCACAGAACAAUUGAAAAAACUGGCCAGCAAACAUAAUUUUAUGAUUUUUGAAGACAGAAAAUUUGCUGACAUUGGCCAUACUGUUAAGCACCAAUACAGUGGGGGUGUUCACAGGAUCAGUGGAUGGGCUGACAUCACAAAUGCCCAUAUUGUCCCUGGCGACGGUGUUAUCAAAGGCCUCAAAGAGGUUGGUAUUAAAGAAGGGAAAUCGUGUGUUCUUAUUGCAGAAAUGAGCUCCGAGGGCAACUUGGCAACUGGGGACUAUACAAAAGCUUGUCUCAAGAUGGGAGAAGAGCAUAGAGAUUUUGUAAUUGGAUAUAUUUGCCAGUCUAGACUUUCAACAGAUCCAGCAUUCAUUCAUAUGACUCCAGGAGUGCAGCUCAAAGAAGGCAUAGAUGCUUUGGGUCAGAAGUAUCUCACGCCACAUGAAGUGAUUGCCAACAAACACAGUGAUGUGAUCAUUGUAGGGCGGGGAAUCUACAGUGCAGAAGACCCACUAGCAGCUGCUAAGAUGUACCAGGAAGCUGGCUACAAAGCAUAUGAAUCUCAGUUUGACUGAUAUCGGCAUUGGGUGGACUAACGUAAAGAAACAUUUCUGAGUUUGGUUCCAUUGUAAGAUGUUUCUGACUGGUAGUGCAAGGCCCAUUGUUUUUAAACAACUAAAGUACUUAUUAAAUACAUUUUCUUACACACCCAUUGGUGACAACAUUAUUCAAUAUUUUUGAUAACACAUAGUAAAAUACACAUGUGAUAACACUUUUAAAACAUAUGACUGGCUGCUGUACCAUCCAAUAAAAACAAGCAUGAUUGAAAUUGAUUGCUUUGUUAAUCUGAAAUUGAUUUGUCUGUGACAUACAAGUUAACUACAAGCACUAGGGCUACAUAAAGGUUUUAGUUGGAAAAGACGUAUAAAGGUAUUUUAACAUGUUUUUGUCGUUAGAUACAUUUUAAAACAACUCUUAUCUAAUGGCCACUUGUAAUAUUCUCUAUUGCUUGUUUUGAAUAUCAGU